UUCUUUCAAAGAGCAGUCGAUAGCAGCUACUGAUCGCAGCGGUACUUUUUUUUGCGCACUUUUUCUACGCCACAAAGCGAUGCAGGAACAAAUUGUGAUAAAAAAAGAGGAGCUUGUUAUUGAUGAUACCAAGAUAAAGCUUGAGUUAGAUGAAGAUGCACCCCAGUUGGAGCUGCCGUGUGCGACCCGCUUUAUUAAUAUCAUAGAGGAGAAGCCUAAUAUGAUAACGGUGCCAGUGCAUGACUACAAAUCCGAGGACGAGCAAAAGUUUAUUGAGAGUCUCCGCACGCUCGAUCAGCAGCACAAGUUAUUUGUGACAUCAUCCUGUGAAAAUGAUAGCACACUUGCAUGCAACAUUUGCAGUUAUAGGUGUGAAAAUCGUCUGGCGCUGGCCUCGCAUCAGAUCAACCACCAGUUAAAUCGACAUUUUUGCUGUUAUGGCUGUGGAGUUUGGUGCGACAUGUUGGAGGAAAUUCUGGAGCAUGAAUUUCGUCAGCAUGCGGGCGGUAUUAGUGGAUCUAACUGCAGGAUUUGUCUGUUGGAAUGUAGCGAUGCUGCCAGCCUGGCUAAGCACCUAAGCAGUCACUAUUUUGUUCGCCGCUUUGUUUGCGCAAUAUGUCGCAGGCACUUUGAGACGAAUCCGGGUCUGCAGCUGCAUUGGCAGCACAGCAAGGAGCUAUGCGGACAAGUGGAGUAUGCAGAUAUGCAUGCUAAUUUGGGUCAACUAGUGGCGGUUAAUAAGUUGGACACAAGCUUCGACGUCCAAAUCAAAACAGAACCGUUGGAUGCAGCAGAUGAGCAAACAGAGCAGGACGUAGAAAUGUCUGAUGUCCUUAUCAAAACAGAACCACAGAUUAAAGAAGAAAAAGAAGAAGAGUCAAAGUCUGACCGUGAGCCAAGCUGGGCAAGUGAUAACAGUCUAGCAGGAAAAUUGCGCGGCAAAUUGCGCCUGCCAGCCAUAAAGAAACCUGUGAACGUGCAAACUGCUAAAACUCCCAUGUUUCCAACCAUACAACGUAAGCCGAGCUUCAAAACUACAAGAAAUAUCGCACAAAAUGAAUUAAUCAUUAUUAAUUCCUCAUUUGCAGUUGUACCAUCUGACCAAUUGAAGUCCGUACAAUUAUCCAUCUCUGAGCCAAAGCUGUUGACUAACAUUUUGACUGCAAGAAAAGGCUCCGUAAAUCAACCUAAAGUCGUACAACCCGUAAAGGAUAAGCCCCACAUAGCAGGUAACAUCUUGAAGGUGCUUCCCAGCAACUGUAUGCUGUUCAAAUUGCCACCAAAUACAAAAAUCGUCAAGAUAUCGCCUAGCUCGGGCAGCGCAAGCACAACUAAUUGCUCCACAGGCAGCAAAGCUGUAACACCGCCAAGUGCCAUGUCGAUAAGUUCGGCUUCACAGCCGAGCAGUAGCCCAGCCGUUGCAAAGGCACCUAGUGCAGGUGCAUCACAAAAGCCCCCGUUGAAUCGCAAUGCCUACUUCAAUGCCUUAAGUUUGUUUGAGAGCCUGCCCGAAUCUCGCAAGAUCAUCGCUGAGUUCCAGAAUCAAAUACGCAGCAUAGAGGAAACACUUCCGAUGCCCGGGAGCGUCCUGCAAAUGCCAAAGAAAAACAAUAAACCGGUGGCGCAAACGGAAUUGGAGGUGCUUAGGAUGCCGCUCACCAAAGAGAGCCACUCGAAAGUCCGCCAGUUGCGUUUCACCUAUCCUAAUCAUCGUUUCCACUGGGAGUGUCCAAAAUGUGCGCGUUGCUAUGAACUAUAUUUGGCAUUCUGCAAUCACUUGACGCAGGUGCAUGGCAUUGCGGACGCGGAGUUUGAACAGAUAGAGGUGGAAGUAAAAAUGUAUAAGAAAUCGAAUGAGUCUAAGAACUUGCAAGCUACAAGUACUACAUCGACGCCUGUUGCGGAAGCCGCAGCAUCACAUGAAAAAGUAGCAGCAGCUGUGAAAGCAUAUUCUGUUGCACCAGAAGCAUCCGCUCCAGUAUCCGCAUCCGCUCCUGUCAACUACCCAGCAGUGGCUGCUCCUGCCGUAUCAUGUCUAAAGCCAUCUUCUGAAGAUUCUUCUUUUCCACCCAUCUCUGCUAAGUCAGCACGACCAGGACCCAUCGUUCGUCCCGCUCAGUAUCAAUGCGACGAUUGCGCCAAAUGCUUUACCACAGUAGGCGCCUUGCGCAUUCAUAAGAUGAUUCACACCGGCGAGCUGCCGCAUAAAUGCAACUUCUGUGAGAAACGCUUUCGGACGCCCGGUCAGGUACGCGUCCAUCAACGCAGGCAUACGGGUGAAAAACCAUUCAAAUGCAAGGUCUGUUCGCUGGAUUUCACACAUCGGGAGACGCUGAUCUCGCAUCUAUCACGUCACAUUGGUAUGAAGCGCUACAAGUGCUAUGGAUGUGAUAAGAAUUUUGUAGUGGUCAGUGGCUUGCGCGCACAUCGCCGGCUACGCCCAGAUACGUGCGGCAAAGUUAAGUUCACGGCUCGUGCGCACGGUCCACGUGUGCGUGUGAUACGCGGCGAGGUGGUUUUCGAAUCCCAUCCCGAGCACAAUGGUUAUUUGCGCAGCGAGGAUCCAAUAAAUAUCAUUUCCGAGAUUAAGCAGGCCUCUGUUACUAAAGAGUCUAAGUCAAGUUAACGCAUUAAGAUAUUUCUUUUUUUUUAUUGAUUUCGCUUUAUCUGUAAUCUAUAUAUUUUGAACAUUGUAAUUUUUUC
Messenger RNA from Drosophila navojoa, 2703 nucleotides. RefSeq lists its product as uncharacterized. NCBI's taxonomy places the organism in Eukaryota, Metazoa, Arthropoda, Insecta, Diptera, Drosophilidae. Gene Ontology annotation, molecular function: RNA polymerase II cis-regulatory region sequence-specific DNA binding; DNA-binding transcription factor activity, RNA polymerase II-specific. Gene Ontology annotation, biological process: regulation of transcription by RNA polymerase II. The record is from RefSeq and is a predicted model, not a curated record.